Molecule: messenger RNA, 585 nt
Organism: Schistocerca nitens (vagrant locust)
Lineage: Eukaryota; Metazoa; Arthropoda; Insecta; Orthoptera; Acrididae
Product: neurogenin-3-like
Exons: 3
Molecular function (GO): protein dimerization activity
Source: RefSeq, a predicted model, not a curated record
CAGCAGCAGGUGUCCAGGCCCAGGGGACGCAGGGGCGCCUCCAGCAAACCCAGGGCCGGCCGCGCGCGCAGCCCCACGCAGCUGCUGCGGCUGAAGCGGCACCGGCGCAUGAAGGCGAACGACCGCGAGCGCCACCGCAUGCACCUGCUGAACGAGGCGCUGGACCGGCUGCGCUGCGUGCUGCCCACCUUCCCCGAGGACACCAAGCUCACCAAAAUCGAGACGCUGCGCUUCGCGCACAAUUACAUCUGGGCGCUGAGCCAGACGGUGCGCAUGAUCCACAGCCAGCAGCAGCAGCCGGACGACCCCGCGUCCGCGUCGGCGCCGCCGCCCGUGACGCUGAGCGUGGGCAGCGUGACCGUGAGCAUCGGCGGCGAGCGCGGCAACCUCAUCACGUCGAGCAGCGGCAGCUGCGCCGUCGCGCAGCAGCGCAGGCUCCAGGGCCAGCAGCUGUUCGCCGCCUCCAGCGCUCCAGCCUGCGCCAGCCUGCACGACGACACCUGCUCCAGCUACAGCGACCUCUCCGACUGCUACGGCAGUCCGCCCUCCUACCACCCGCACCACUCAAUGUACCAGUGCAUGUGA